GACUUCCCUCAGGUAAAAUUCCAAGAUGGUGGACACAUAGCGAUGGAGUGCGUGUUUUCGGAGCAGUGUGCAGGUUUUUCCGGUCCUGUGAAGGCAUAAACAUGGGAUCUUAGUUUUUCAAAAGCUGAAAUGCACAGUCAGGAUUGAACUAACCACAUAAUUGUGUGUUAGCUAUAGCCAUAUUUGUAUCUUCACGCUAACACACCAGACAAGUACAAUGGCGGACAGUGACCUCAGUAUGCAGUAUGAACAGCAGCAGGUGAUGAUUGAUCAGCUGAAGGUUAUGAUCAGGGAACGAGAGGAGGCCCUUCUCACCAAAGACAAGGAGCUACAAGAGACAAAUGCCAAAUUUUCAAAGUUAAAGCUACAGGCAAAGGCUCGGGUAGCUAAGGAAGCUAAAGCUGGGUCUUCAAAGAAGUCCUCAUCGGAAGCAGCCGCAGAAACUAAGGAUGGUGGCGGUAAAUCUGAGUCGGAUUCAAGUGACAAAGUCCACAGAGCUAAGAUGUUGAUGUUGACAAAGAAGCUGGAAGAACGAGACAAGGCAAUAGUAGAGAAAGAAGAGAUCAUAACAUUUCGCGAUCAACAACUGGAGUCCAAAGUUCACCUGAUACAUGAACGGGAUCAGAUGAUACAGAGAUUGACAGAACAGUUGGAGGAAUGUUCCAAGAUGGCUGGUCAAGCAACAACUUCAGGAGACGAUGCAAGCUCAGAGAUCCAACAGAUGUAUGCUCAGAUUGUCUACAAAGACAGGAAGAUCCUGGACCUUAACAACAAGAUCUUGGAGCAAGAACAGAAAGUGAUGGAUAUCCAAGAAUUUGUGUCGGAAAAGGAUGAGGUCAUCCGAGGAAGGGAUAAAGUUGUGAAGAUCUUACAGAUGACAAUUGAGGAGACGGAACAACGAGCUACUAGUCAGGCUCUCCUGAUCGCUAAACUUUCGGCUAAGGUUGAGGACAGUGAAGAGAAUCUCGCCCACUAUAAGGAGCAGGUCAGCAAAACUGAUCACAACUUAAAACAGGAGUCAGACAAAUUCAAUCUUCGCCUGCAGGAGUCACAAAAAUAUUUUGAGGAAACAGUCCAAGAGAGGGAAGCAGAGAUAAAGAAAUUAAGAGCAGAUGCAUCUAAGAAGGAUGAGGAAAUUCUAACCAGAGAAAAUGAUCUGAGGGAGUUGAUAACAAAACAUGAAAAGGAUGUGCAACGAAUUAUGGCUAGGGAUGAAGUGAACAUUCAAGAUCAUGUACUUCAAAUGCUGGAACAGAAGUUAAAAGAUACCAACUCUGUCCUUGAUGGGAAAAUCAAGGUGAUAGAAACACUGCAACAAGAAAUAAGUGAAAAAGAUAAACACAUUGCUGAGAGCUACGAUAUCCAAAAAAGCUUCAGGGAAAAGUUACAGGUGACUUCAGAACAGUUAAUGUUAGCGCAGGCUGAAAACUUGGACAUGGAGGUACAAUGGAGAGAAGAAAAGAAAAAAAUGGAUGAAAAAUUUCGAGACUUGCUUGAGAAACACGAGAUGGAAAAGACAGAAAAGGAAAUGAAUAUGCAGACAAUGCAAAGUCACUUGUCUCAGUAUCAGUCGGCUUACACUCAGGCUGUGUCUCAAUAUAAUGCCCUGCAGAACCGCUACCAACAUUCUAUAAGGCCUGGCGGGGCUGUAUCACAGACUGACGUGCCACCUAUUGAACCACUGGUAGAUCCUGUGGCAGAAUCCAACGCGGUGCUUGUCAAGGAGCUUAGACAGAGCUUACAGGAGAAGGAACGAGAAUUAUCUGAGUUAAUGUCAUCACAGACUCUGCUUGAUGAGACAAAAGGUCUGUUAGCAGAGAAAGAGAAGGAAUUAGCUGAUAAGGAGGUGGAACUGAAGGAGAUGAGGAAGUCAACAGAAGGAGGUGGAGCUAAGGCAGAUACCAAGGGUCUCAAGGACAAGGCUAAACUCACUGCCAAAGUCAAGGCGUUGGAGAAAGAGCUAACACAGCUGAAAAAGAGUGGGGACUUGUCAUCAGAACUGGAUUCUCUGAAGAAUAAGAUAGCAGAGCUUGAAGAUGAGAAAGGGACAAUGGAGAAAGAGCUACAAGAAACCAGAUCCGUGGUUGAAGGCCUGAGGACAGAGAUAUCAGAACUCUCCCAUCAGUUGUCUACUGUUAAGGAGGAGAAGGAGAACAUCAGCUUGGUGAAUAAAGAUCUGCAGACAACAUCACAACAGAUUUCUGAAUUGGAACAUGCCCUGGAAGUCGAAAGAGGAACAAACAAACAGUUGAAGGAGGAAAUAAACAACCUGCGAGCCCUUUGUUCAGAAGCAGAGAGCAAAGCUGAUCAGCUUGACCAGAUGAUCCAGCACUUGACUACUGAACUACAGACUGCCCAGCAGACUGGACAUCAGAAAGAGUUAGACUGGACAGAAAAACUAGCAGCACUGGAAGAACAACUUCAAAGAAACCAGGAAUAUCUGAAGACAGAGACACAGAAAAAGGAAGAAGCAGAAACACAGCUACAACGCCUGCAACAGGAGGCUGUCAUUGUUGAGCAGCAACAGCAAUCAGUCAAAGAAAAUCUGCAACAGUCCAUGGGCGAUGCUGGAUCAUUGAAACUCACAGUAGCCUCACUGACAGCUGACCUGGAUGCUAGAACGGAACAGGUGCAAACACUUGAGCAGCAAGUUGCUGCAAUAGACUCCAUGGCCCAGGAAUAUUCUACCAAGUUGGAAGCGGAAGUGAAUUCCAAUAAGGAGAUAAGAAGCCAGUUAGAGGACAGUAUAGAAAAGCUCCAUAGUGAAUUGACAGAUCUUAAAAUUUCUGCUGCUGAAAAGGAUGAAAAGAUAAGUGAUUUAGAUUCUCAAAUAUCAAAACAGUCGCAAAUGUUAGAGGAAAAGUCUGAAGAAUUUUCUGAACAAUUGAAUCAUGAAAAUGAAAUACGUGCUCAAUUAGAAUCAGAUUUAGAAGAAAAACAAAGGAUUUUAGUGGAGAGGAGUCAGUCGUUUUCAAAUGAAUUAGAAAAUCUUUCAUCCAAACUUUGUCAAAAAGAAGCUGCAUGUCAGCAUAUUGAAUCUGAAGCCAACAAUCUCAGAGAGACAAUUCGUAAUGGAGAAAGUGAGAAAGACAAAUUGCAAGAGCAGUUGUCAAACUUAACUAGUGAAAUUGAGAUUUUGAAAAAUGGUCUUUCAGAAAGUGAUGAAAAGUGUGAAUCUUUGAAAAAAGAUGUAGAAACUCUUAAAGGAGAUUUACUUCAUGCUACGACUUCUGUGGCAGAGUUUACUAGUCGAAAUGCUUCUCUAGAACGUAGUUUAGAAGAAUCUGUGAUUGUAUGUCAAGAAAAGGAUAGGACACUACAACUUCUGACUUCCAAUGUGGAGGAUAGUAAAAGUGAAUUACAAAACCUCAAUCAGCAGAAAGAGGAACGGAUGCAAAGUCUUCUGGAAGAAAUUUCCCAUGCUGAAACUCGGAUACGAGAAAGUACAUUGGAGCUGAAUUCUGUGAAAUCUGAAUUAGAAACAAGGAAUUCAUUAUCAAGUGAAAACGAAAGUGUGUUAGAAAAAUAUAAAGAAAGAACUAAGGAACUGGAGGAGAGUCUAGCUUCUGUUUCUGGUGAAUAUUCAAAUGCUCAAAAAAGUGCUUCACAAACUAUUGAAAGCUUAUCACAGGACAAUGAUUCGCUACAACACACACUGAAUCUUCAUCAAGAAAGUUCCUCAAAAUUAGAGGAAGAAAAUGUGACUUUCGAACAAAAAUUGGAACAGCUCUCAAAGGAAUAUACGACUCUUCAAACCAAACUGCAAUCUCAAAAUGACGAAAUGGAAGUGCUAAGGGUUAAACUGAAGGAAUCUACCAAUAUGUGCCAUAAAACGGAGGAAGAACUGCGUACUUCAGUUGCAGAACGAGAUGCAUUACAGGACAAAUUACAGCAUAUUCAACAGGAGAAGGAAGAUCUGUCGAGCCAGCACGAACAGAUGACAAUAGAAAUAGAGAGACUUCGCCAAAACAACGAGGAGAGUGAAGCUAGCCAUAUACCUGAUGUAGGAGUAAAAGACAGUGAGCUUUCCUCAAAAGACACAGAGCUUCUCAAUAUCUCAAUGAAGUUGCGGGAAACUGAACAAAAAUUCAAUGAGUUGGAAGACAUUCUUCAGGCGGAAAGGAUUGAGAAAGAGGCCUUACAAACACAGCAGUUGGAGAUGAAUGCGAGAGAUGAAUCAUCAGAUGAAAAAGACAGUUUGGCGAACGAGUUAAAGAAAUUGAAGAAAUUAUGUAAAGGGAAAGAUGCAAAGAUCAACAAGCUCAUGAAAGAACAGGAAGAGAAACUUGCAUCAGUCACUAGAGAUUUUGAAGAAAAGAUGACCAUUCAAAAUGAAGAUGGUGAAAAGUAUCAAACAUUAAUGCAGGAGAAAGAAGGCAUUGAAGCAGAAUUGCAGAAACUCCAAAAGCUUGCAAAGAGCAGAAGUGUAAAAACUAAGAAGUUUGAGGAAGUUGUUGCGGAACAGGAAAAGAUUAUUGCAUCUAAAGAUACUGAACUUUUCAUUAUUCAGGAAAGGGUUAAAGAGCUCACAGAAAAAGUUGAAGAUGCACAAUAUGAAGAGGAUGCACUAAGGAACCAUCUGGAACAUGAAAGCAAAGUUCAGGAAGAGCUAAGACUGAGGUGUAAAAGUCUGCAAAACCAGAUCGAUGUGAUGAGUCGGGAGUCACAGAUAGAGAAGUUGCAUGUAUCCAGUGUAAUGUCUCAUUUGGAACAGUGUCAGGUAGAAUCAGAUGAUGUGACAGCUAAAUUGAUGUCAGAAAAGACGACUUUGGAUCUGUCACUGGCUGAAAAAAUGGCAAAUGUUAAUGAUCUGCAAGAAAACUUGACCUCUGCUCUACAAGAGAAAGAAAGAAUAACUGUUGACCUGAAGAAGAUGCAAAAGAUUGUCAAAGGGAAAGAGGCUAAGUUGAGAAAAAUGGAUCAAGCCAUGUCUGAAAAAGAGGAAAUGCUCAAAGUGAAAGAGGAUGCUGUAAAACACUUGCAAGUUAUCUGUGAGGAGAUGAAAGAAAAAUAUGAAGAGACUAUGGAUGAAUUAGAAAAAUUAGCGAAUGAAAAUGAAAAGCUGCAAAAAGUUGGAAAAGGUAGGCAAAAGAAGGCUCAAAAGUUUGAGGAAGUGGUAGAGGCACAGGAAAAGGUGCUAGCUAGCAAAGAUACUGAUGUCCUUAUACUACAAGAGAGAGUGAAAGAUCUUGCAAUAAAACUGGAUGAGGUUGAGGAAGACAAUGAAGAUGUUCAUCAUCGCUUGAACGACAGUCAACUGACCACAAAAAGCUUGGAGGAUAAAUGUAAUGAGUAUGAAGCAUAUGUGUCCCAACUUAGCAACAGCAUAUCACAAAAGGAAAGCGAAAUUUUAUCAUUACGUGAAGAUGUUACUAAUUUGAGCUGGGAGAAGGAAAAUUUGAUGAAAGAAAUCCAGGAAACAAAACAGCAGGUACUGAGUAAGGAGCAGACUAUAUCAGAUAUUGUUUCACAGUUAGACUCUGUAAAAGAAGAAAAAGAGAAACUAAUGAUGGAAGUAAAUAUACUUAGGGAAGGAGAAACGGAUUCUGUGAAAAAAGAAAGGGAUCAACUGAUGAAUGAAAUUGAUCGACUUAAGAAAGUAGGGAAAGGCAAAGCUGCAAAGGUGCAAAAGUUUGAGGAGAUUGUGGCUAAACAGGAACAAAUAUUAGCUGAAAGGGACACAGAUGUGUUAAUGCUGAAGGAACGUGUCAAGGAACUCUCCGAUAGUCUUCAACAUGAGUCUCAAAUUGUAGACGAGUUAGAAUUAGAGGCAGAGAGGUCCCGAUACUGGGAGGACAGGUUCACUGAAUUGGACAUAAAAAACAAGGAAUUAAACAAAUUCAUCGAGGAAAAUAAGGCAAUGUAUCGCAGUGGUGGUGAUAAUAUUGAUGAGUCUUUCUCCAUGUCGGAUCAGAGAGCUGAGGCAGAGGUAAUUGAACCUGUGUUUGCUGCUCAGUCUAUGCAGUCCUUGAUGACAAGUACACCAAAGCGACAGGAAGGGAAAAUGGAGGAACAAAUGAAACACAGGUAUGAGAAUGAUCUAGAAGAGAUAAAACGUCAGGCUGAAAAGGAGAAACAUGAACUAGAAGCUUCUUUGAACAAACUCAAAACUCUUUGCAAGGCAAAGGAUGCAAAAAUAUCUAAACUGACCAAGGGAGGGAAAGGCAAAAAGAAAGAGGAUGCUAAUGCUUCUACAUUGGAUGCGGAAGUAUCUACCCUGAUGUAUGAGUUGGAAAAAAGUAAGGAAGAAGUAUCAGUAAAAUGUUGUGAAAUAGAAUCUCUAGAAAAGUCAUACAGGGAGGACCAAGAGAGACUGGCAUCUUUACAACAAAUCUUAGAUACUAACCAAGCCAGUUCGGAGGCUAAGGAUGUGGAAAUUCUCAAGCUGAAAGAACAACUUAAAGGUUAUGGAGAUUGGCACGAAAAUGCAGUAUUGGGCUUAAAGACUUCAGUAGCAGAUCUACAGAAGGCAUGCGAGGAAAAGGACGCUUUGUUGGCACAGUGGCAACAAUAUGGAGACAAUACACAAAGCCAAGUUAACUAUCUCAUGCAGUUUGAGGCACAAUGCCAGCAUAUGCAGACUGAGUUGGCCAGCGCUAAGGAAACUAUUGAGAACUUGGAAGAAACCAAACAAGAAAAUUUAAACAAGGUAACUUCUUUGGAACGUGAAAUUGAGGACAUGAAGGUGGAAUUAAAUAAAAACUCAGAUAAUGAUGAAAUGUAUCGCCAGUUGGAAGUGCAGCACAUGGAACUUAAGAAUCUUGACAAAUCACGAGCUGAUGAUCUUGCUUAUAAAGACCAAGAGAUCAUGUCCAUCAAAGAGGACAUGGAAAACUUGCGGUUGACACAGGCAGAUGUGUUGAAGGGGUUACAUAUCCAAAUACAGGAAAAAGAUACAGAAUUGUCAAAUUUACAACACGCCUUGAACCUUUCUCAGGACAAUCGGCUUGGAAACCAAGCCAAACUUGAGCAUAUCAGUACAACACUAUUGCAGAUGGUCAAUGACUUUGAUAAAACCCAAGGAUUGCCUUCCCAAAAGAUUGAGAGUGCUGGUGACAGCGAGAUGAAUGAUGUUGAAAAAUGUUUGCCACUUACUAGGAAGUUGAUAACUUAUUUGAAAACAACGGUUGAGGAGCUGACGGAAAAAUGUCGAGAGAAAGAUGAGUGUUUGUCCAUUUUAAAUGGUGAAAACAAAAAUUAUUCAGAAAGAGCUAGAAAUUUGGAACACAGUCUUCAUAACUUGGAACAGUCCUACAGGGAAAUUCUGUUUGAUGUCGAGAUGAAGGAUUCUAAGAUUUCUUCUCUGGAGGAAAGUAUUCAAAUUAUGCAAUCCACAGGUCAGAGUAGUGAACAGUCUUUGCAGGACAAGGAUUUAGAAAUGCAUGAAUUGCAUAUGCAGAUUCAACGUCUGAAGGACAACCUGUCUCAUCAAGGUGGUGAGAUGCAGAAUUUACAGGAGUUAUACUCGCGUCAGUGUGAAAAACUGGAAGAGACUCUGGAGUCUUUGGAAGAAUCAGGUCAGCUAUAUGGUCAGCGACUCCAAGAAAAGGUGACUGCAAUCUCAGAAUUACAAGAUGAAAUCGUACAACACCAGCUGGCUACACAGGAGGCAGUGCAAAAAGUACAAGAGAAAGAAUCUCUGACCAAUGAACUUCAAAACAUCAUUCAAAACCUUGAGGAAACUAAUACUAAGCUGCGUGUUAAUGCUGAGGACAAGGAUACAGUGAUAAGAAGUCAUGAAAUCAAAAUGGCAAAUAUGGAGAAUCAACUUGAGAAACAGAUUAAUUCAACACGUGAUCUUCAGCACCAAUACAAUGACCAAAUGGAAAAACAAAACCAAAUGAUACGAGAUAUUGAAGAAUUCAAUGAUGCAAGUUCAAAAAGGCUGCAGGAGAAAGAGAUCGCCCUUUUAGAUUCAAUGAAAUUGUUGAGUCAAGCACAAGCAUCACAGGUGGAGCUAGAAACAGCUAACUCACUAUUGAAGGAUGAGUUGGUAGGCAAGGAAACAGAGUUAUCAGGCUUAAAACAAACAUUGGGUCAGGUUGAGGAAUCUUCAAAAACAAAUCUUAAGUAUUUGAAUGAACGUGAUGGUGUUAUUGCGGAACUUCAGGGAAAUUUGACCAGGUCUGAGGGAUUGGUUCGUACCCAAGCAGCCAGUAUUUUAGAAAUGGAAAACAGACUUGAAUCUGUACUUCAUGAACUGAAAUUAUCACAGGAAACAUCAGACCGACUUAAGGACACUAUGACUGAAAAAGAGGAUGCUCUACAGAAACAACUACAAAUAUGUUCCAAUCAAAAUGAAAAUUUACAAAAUUUAAACCAAAAGGCAAUUCAGUUACAAGAUCAGCUCAAAUGCGUUGAAGGCAAUUUGCAUCAGUCAGAGGAACAUAACCAAAAUCAAAGGGAAGAACUUAUGACCUUGGAGCAAAAGUAUCAAUGUCUGCUGGCAGAAUACAACACCAGGAAUGAGCCUCAAACAUCAGUAGAAGGCAAAAUGCAAAUAGAAAAGAUACAGCCUUUGAGGUCAUCACCCUCUCAAAAAGAUGGAGUUGUGGAAGAUAUGACCAAGGAAACAUCUCAUUCAUUGGGAUCAGUUCCCCGAGAAAGCUCACACCUUGAGGAGUUGAAUGCCCAGGUCCAGUCCUAUGCAGAAGCGGCAAGCCGUUUACAGAUGGACUUGGAAAAAAUGGAGGAAGACAGAAAUAAAUCUAGGUCAGAUUUGGAAAGAUCUAACUCAGAACUCGAAAAAUUAAGGUCAGAGUCACAGAAAGAAUUAGAUGAAUCUAAGUCUGUGAUGGAAAGGUUAGAGAGAGAAUUGGAGGAAUCUAGGUCAGAGGUGAAAAGGUCACAGAGAGAAUUAGAGGAAUCAAGGUCAGAGGUAGAAAGGUCACAGAGAGAGUUGGAGGAAUUAAGGUCAGAGGGAGAAAGGUCACACAAGGAUGCAGAAGAGUCGAGGUCAGAGAAAGAAAAGUCUUACUUAGAACAAGAAAUAUUGCAGUCAGAACUUAAAAGAUGUCAAAAUGAUUUAGCAAACAGCAUCUCAACUGUAAAAGAUUUGGAAAAGGUCAUUGCUGAGCAACAAACAACACUAGCACAAACACAAGAGGAAAGCCGCUAUUGGAUCACUGAGGCAGAACGUCUGAAGGAUUCAUUGGAAAAUGUCACUGCAACUAUGGAAAGUUUAAAAACUGGAGCUUCAGAUACUGAGACUGAGUUAGUCGAAACUAUUGAAAAACUGAACACUGAUUUGAGAUCUCGGAACCAGGAGCUUGAAAGAGUGAGAGACAUCGAGAGAGAACUGAGAGCAGAUUUAGAAAUUCUUCAACAGCAGACAGAAAGUGAAUCUCAGAUCAAAAGAUUAUUGCAGGAACAGUUGCAACAGACAGGACUGGAACUGCAGAGCUCCAAACAGGAUAUGGACAAGUUACGUGAGGAGGAGAUGAAAGACCGGCAGAAUCUGGAGCAUCAACUUGAAAACACAUCUCAACAAUGCCAAGAAAAACAGUUGAAAAUAGAAUCACUUUUGGGUAAUUUACAGGAAAUGGAAGAAAGACUGACACAGAUGGAGAACAUGGAAGAAAAAUUAUCUCAAAUGACAGACACGGAAGAAAAAUGCGAAAGUCUCCAAGCUCAAAUUGUUGCCAAUGAAAGUGAGUUGGAGAGCAUGAAGAAAACUGCAGCAGACAAGGAACUCCAAUUCAAGAAAGCCCUCGCAACUGCCAAGAAACUCAAAUACCAGCUCACACAAGCAAAUCUUGCCAAGGAUGAUUUAGCUGCAAAACUGGAAGCUGCAAGUAAACAUGCUCAAGCUACAAGUGAAGAAGAAGCUGGUGUUGAUGAGAGUUCUGUGAAGGAAAGUAAUACUAAACAGGGCUCUGCAAAUCCAGACAGUAAAGAUCGUAUCCAUGAACUUGAAAGUCAGCUCAAGGCACAUACAGAUUUCUCACAACAGUUGCAAGAGAAGAUUCAAAACCUCACUGAGUCAGCUGCCACUUUUGAGAAAGAACUGAAAACCAAAGAUAGUCAAAUUGUUAGCAUUCAAACAGAAUUAAAUGCUAUGCAAGAUGAACUUUCCAAGUAUGUAUUGGAGAAUGACCAAUUACAACGUAAUUUGAAGGAUCAGGAGAGGACAAUCAGUGAAUUUUCUGUUUCAUGUGAGGAAAAGGAAAACAUGUGUUCAGAACUUCAACAGAAACUUUCUGGAGCUGUUGAUCAGUGUGCUGAGGCAGAAGCAAAGCGAAGCAAUAUGGAGGUAGAGCUUGUCUCUUUACAGGAUGUGGUUAAAACCAAUAGCAACGCUCUGGAGGAAAAAGACAGUUUGUGCCAAAUGCUUCAAACCCAGGUGCUAGAACUUUCUUCAAAGCUAGAGGGAGUUGCCCGUGACAACGAAACUCAAUCUGAAACAGUGGCUCAAAAUCUUCAGGAUGAGGUAAAGAAUCAGAAGGAGACAAUUGAAAACAUAUCACAGAAUCUCCAACACUGUCAGGAAUUAUUGCAAGAACGAGAUACAAAGCUAAAUGAAUAUAAUUCUCAUGUGGCAAAUCUGGAAUCAUUGUUACAGUCUUUACAAGGUGAAAUUCGUGAGAAAUGUGAACUAGUGAAAACAUUAGAGACCAAUGUUGGGGAACUCACUCUGGAAAAAGGGCAGAUGGAGGAGGAAAGACAGACAUUUGUUAAGGAAACUGGACAGGCAAAAGAGGAUCUAGACCGAAUGUCACAGGAACUUGAAGAGACGCAUCAGAAAAUUGUACAGUUAACAACUGACCUGGAAAACAAGGAAGAGGCGAUGACAUCUGUUUAUUCUAGUGUUAAAAAUGUCCAUCCCACUGUCACAGAAAAGGCAAGCAGUGCUACUACAAUUGAGGAUGUUCUAGCAUGUAUUGGGGCAGUCAUAGACACAAAAACUGCAGAGGUUGUCCAGCUUAAUGCCCAGCAACAGAUGCUAGCUGACCAAAUAUCUUCUCAACAAAACAAUUUGGAACAGCAGAAUGCUUCUUUACAGGAUGAACUGAGAUCAGAAUUAGAACAACAGUCUAAACAAAUAGAAAUUGAGCGCACUGAGUUGAAGAACAGAAUUGCUUCAUUGGAUCAGGACAAAUUGCAAUCAACCAAUCAGAUUUCUCAACUUCAAGAUGAAAACUCAAAACUAGCUAAUCAAAUGACAGCAUUGCAAGGUGGCUGUACAGAAAUGGAAGCCCAGUUAAGAAAUCUCCAAUCUGCAGAAGAAGAAAAAGCACAAUUUGAGAAUCAGAUAGAAUCAUCAGAAAAAGAAAUGAGAAGCCUAACCAAGCAAAUUGAUGAUCUUAGAAGUGACAAGGAAUCGAUGAUGAAAGAGCUUUCUCUUUCGGUAGACCUAGGAAAGGAAGCAGAUCAAUUAAGAUCAUCAUUGCAAGAAUUAGAACAUGAAAAAUCUCAGCUUUUAUCGGAGCUCCAGACUGUUAAUGGCAAUUUACAGGAGCAUAAGGAAAAUUAUGAGCAGAUGGAGUUAGAAUUUCAGCAAACCAAAGAAGUGGCAUUGCAGGCAAAGAAAGCAAAUGACAGACUUGUGAUGGAAUUGUCAGAAAAAUCAGAGGAUAUGGAGGAAAUUCAGAACAGAUUUACACAACUUUUGACGAAACUUGAGACUGUAAGUGAUGAAAAUAAUCAGCUACGAGAGAAAGUGUCAAGUUUACCAACUAUUCAGAAAGAUCCGGAUACUGAAGAGAAAAUUAUUGAUAAUGAAGAAGGAUGGGGUGACUGGGGAGACACUAUUGAGAAAGAACAGGUACAUCCAUUGAAACAAUCAGCUCCACUGGAAACUAAUUCUACUACCAUUGAUGAAAGCAUAAAGGCACAAGAAGAGCUGAAGGAAAAAUAUGCUCAACUGCAGAAAGACCAUGAUCGGGUAACAAAUAGUUUAAAAGUUACAGAAUCCAAGAGUGAGAAAAUGUUGCUUAAAUUGAAGGCUUUCAAAACUAAGAAUGAGACAUUGCAGAAAGAGGUUCAUCACCUAAAGGAAGAACUAUCACAGACAAAACUAUCGCCAGAGAAAGUCGAGGAUGUUAGUAAGUUACAGCAGGAUUUGGCUAGUUUGUCUGGACGCUUAGAUGGGGAAGUUCAAAAGAACCAGAAAAAUCAAUUAGAUAAGGAAAAUAUGGAGAAGGCCAUGAAUGACCUUCAAAUGGCCUUGACACAGGAGCGAACAAAAAAUCAAGACAUUAUCAUAAUGAUGGAAUCUUUGACCAAGGAAAAAUCAUCUGUCAUGCAGGAGAUCGAUGCUCUUAGGUCACAAAUAGCUGCAGUUCAGUCACAGAAUGAUGAAAUAAGUAAUGCUUCAGAGAAAGAGAAGGAAACUUAUCUUACAGAAUUAAAAUCAUUAAAAGACAUCAACAAUAAGAUGCAGACAGAAUUGAAUGACUUACAGAAAAGGAGUGAUUCUCUUCAGUCAGCUUUGACAACAAUGGAACUCGACUUUGAAUCAUCCCAGCAGAAAGCAAGUGAUGCAGAGAGACAGUUAAAGGAUAGUCUGUCACUCUGUGAUUCAUUAGAAAGUGAAAAUAAGACAUAUCAAGAAAUUUUGGAGAAUAUGAAAGUAGCCAAUCAGAAGCUAGCUCGUGAGAAGGAAAUGGCUGCCAUUGCUUUACGACACUCUGAGGAGAAAAGUCAAAGUUCUACUCAAAAUACUGAUGGAUCAGUGGAAGAAAUUCAAAGCCUUAAAGAGAAACUUGAAGAAUUGAAAAUGGAAGCAGAAGGUGUAAAAAGUCUGAAGGAGAAAAUAAAAGCACUGGAAACAGAAAGGGAUGAAAUAACAGAAGAAAUGGAUGGACUUCAGGAGGAUUUGAUAGCAGAGAGGAAAGAGAAGAAGACCUUGAAAGAAGAAGUGGAAUCAGCAAAACAGCAACAGGUUCAAUCCUCUGGAGUGUCCGAGGAAGAGGUUAUGAAAUUAAGAGAACAGGUCAAACUUCUAAACGACAAGAAUGAUGGCUUGAGCUGGAAAAUUGAGGAGCUCACAGCAGUAGAAGAGGAGUUGAACGAUGUUCAGACAGAACUGGACUUGACUAAGGCUGAGCUAACCAAAACUAUUAGAGAGAAAGAAAAUCUGUUGGAGCAGGCUAGUCGAAUGUCUCUUCAUGCUCAGUCGAUGGGAGAGAACCAGAAUAAUGCUUCCAGCGAGUGGCGAAUUAAGGAUGAAGACUAUGACAACAAACUGAAGAGGAAGAUUGAGGAGUGUCAGGAUCUGGAGGAAAGGUAUGAUUCUCUUAUGGAAGACCUUAAUGAGUCAAAUACAGAAAACGAUGAAUUAAAGCUUAAGUGUGCACAGUGGAAACUGAAGGUGGAAUUGUACGAUGCUAUGGAGGAGGAAUAUAAAGUCAUGAAAGACAAAUAUAACAAGUUACUCUCCGAGAGGCAGGUUACAUCUCCGCAGUCUGGUGCAGAUCAGUCUCAGUCACAGGACACUAAAGCCUUGGAAGAGAAGUGCAGCAGGCUGGAGCAACAGGUGCAGGAACUGGCAUCUGUUAGUCACUGAUGAUAUUGAUGGGGAGGACCUGAGACAGAGGCUCGAGGAAAUGGAGGAGAAAUACGACUUGGUGAUGGAAGAAUUAAAUGAGGCCAUGACGGAGAACGAUAAUGUUACACAAAAGAUGCUGGCGUC
Pecten maximus is the source of this 13633-nucleotide messenger RNA. Its product is annotated as centromere-associated protein E-like. The record is from RefSeq and is a predicted model, not a curated record. Bases 218 to 13507 code for a protein of 4429 amino acids. The transcript is spliced from 12 exons. NCBI's taxonomy places the organism in Eukaryota, Metazoa, Mollusca, Bivalvia, Pectinida, Pectinidae.